GCAGGAUAAAUACUGGGAUUGCAUCUGCCUCUUGGCCCUCCUGAUCACUAUGGAGGGGAGAGCUUUCUAUCUGGUAGCUGCCCUUGUGGUUUGCUUCCCGGCUUCUUCCCACAGCCAAUUAUACACCCUCAUCACCCCGAAUGUUGUGCGAGCAGAGACUGAAGAGCGGAUUGUGGUGGAGGCCCAUGGACUCAACGUUCCAACAGAGGUCACAGUCUCUGUCUAUGAUUUCCCACAGAAGAAGAACGUCUUGUACAUGGUCAAAGCUGCCCUGAACACAAAUAAUAACAUGUUGGCAUCUCCUUCCAUAAAGAUUCCAGCAAAAGACCUAAAGAAGGAUUCCAAGAAAAACCAGUAUGUGAUCAUCCAUGCUACCAGUGCUCAAUUCACAAUGGAGAAAGUGGUUCUGGUCUCCCCUCAGAGUGGAUAUAUCUUUCUCCAAACAGAUAAAACCAUCUACACACCUGGAUCGGCAGUGCGCUAUCGUGUCUUUUCCCUGGGUCACAACCUGGAGCUUAUGGAUAAAACUGUGAUCACUGAGUUUAAGACACCAGAAGGCAUUGUUGUCAGUCAGAAUUCUAUCAAGCCUACUUCAACAAACAUCCAGCCUUACAACUUACCUGAGACUGUCAGCCUGGGAACCUGGCAAGUUGUGGCCAAGUACGAAGACUCUCCGGAGUUCACCUUCAGCACACCUUUUGAUGUCAAAGAAUAUGUGUUGCCAAGCUUUGAAGUCACACUGAAUCCCUCAGAGACAUUUUUAUACAUCGAUGACAACAAGGAUUUCAGAGUGUCUAUCACUGCAAACUUUCUCUAUGGAAAGAAAGUAGAAGGUGUGGCUUUUGUCAUCUUUGGAGUGAAAAUAGAUGAUGAGAAAAAGAGCAUUCCAGACUCACUCAAGAGAAUUCCGAUCGUUGAAGGAGAUGGAGAAGCAGUACUAACAAAAGCCAUGUUGCGGACCAAAUUUCGCAACCUCAAUGAGCUCAUUGGGCAUUCUCUCUAUAUCUCUGCAACAGUGAUGACAGAUUCAGGCAGUGACAUGGUGGUAGCUGAACGUACCGGCAUUAGCAUCGUGACAUCUCCCUAUCAGAUCCACUUCACAAAAACCCCCAAGUACUUCAAGCCAGGAAUGCCUUAUGAACUGAUGGUCUAUGUCACCAACCCUGACGGCUCUCCAGCUGACCUUGUCCCUGUGGUGUCAGAGCCCAUUCGUGUGGAAUCAACUACCCAGAGUGAUGGAACUGCCAAGCUGAUCCUGAAUGUACCAGCUAACAGUCGAGAGCUAAGAAUCACUGUAAGAACCAAACACGAGAGAUUGCCAGAGGAACGCCAGGCAGUCAAGACCAUGGUGGCUACUGCCUAUGAAACACAGGGAGGAUCAGGAAACUACCUCCAUCUUGCAGUCACAGCUGUAGAGCUGCAGGCUGGAAGCAACUUGCCCAUCAAUUUCAAUGUGAAAGGCAACAGCCAAGCAGUGCUGGACCAGAUCCACUAUUUCACCUACAUAAUCUUGACUAAGGGAAAGGUGUUCAAGGUUGGGAGGCAGAACAGGGCACCUGGACAGAAUCUGGUGAGCAUGUCUCUGCCCAUCACCCCGGAUCUCAUCCCCUCCUUCCGCUUCUUGGCUUACUAUGUGCUGGGGAACAACGAGCUCGUGGCUGACUCUGUCUGGGUGGACGUGAAGGAUACCUGUAUGGGGACGCUGGUUGUGAAAGGAGCAACUGAGAGAGACAAUCGAAUUCAUGAGCCAGGAGCUCAGAUGAAGAUCAAACUGGAAGGGGAUGCAAAUGCUCGGGUCGGCCUGGUGGCUGUGGACAAGGGAGUCUACGUCCUUAACAAGAAGCACAAGCUUACCCAAGCUAAGGUGUGGGACACAGUGGAAAAGAGCGACAUCGGCUGCACGGCUGGCAGCGGCAGGAACAAUUUAGGCGUGUUUGAGGAUGCCGGACUGGCCCUGGAGACCAACGUCAAGCUUUCCACGAAGCAAAGAUCAGAGAUAAAGUGUCCCCAACUCGCAAGACGGAAACGUAGCUCCAUACAACUCUUGGAGACGAAGCAAAACAAAGCUGCCCAAUAUCAGGAUCAGCAGCUAAGAAAAUGCUGCGAAGAUGGAAUGCGCGAUAAUCCUAUGGGACACAGCUGUGAAAAGCGUACUCGGUACAUUGAUGAUCAGCAUGUUCCAGAGUGCCAGAACGUCUUCCUGGAAUGUUGCCACUACAUCAGGGACAUACGGCAUACCCUGCAACGGGACGAUCAGCUCUUCCUUGCAAGAAGUGAAACAGAGGAUGAGUUCCUAUCUGAUGAGCAGAUUGUCUCCAGGACGGAGUUCCCAGAGAGCUGGUUAUGGCAAAUGGAGCAUCUGACAGCACCUGCCAACGAUCAAGGGAUUUCAUCCAAGGUGGUACCUUUUUACCUGAAGGAUUCCAUCACAACCUGGGAGGUGUUGGCUGUGAGCAUUUCAGACACAAAAGGGAUCUGUGUGGCUGACCCUUAUGAGAUAACAGUAAUGAAGGACUUCUUUAUUGAUCUACGGCUGCCCUACUCAGUGGUGAGGAAUGAGCAGGUGGAGAUUCGGGGUGUUAUUUACAACUACGUGGAGAGAGACAUCAAGGUGCGGGUGGAGUUGAUACACAACCCAGCCUUCUGCAGUGCUUCUACUGCCAAGCAAAGAUACCAACAUGUGUUGAAUAUUAAAGGAAUGUCCUCCAUCGCUGUGCCAUUUGUGAUUGUCCCAUUGAAGAUGGGAUUGCAUGAUGUCGAGGUCAAAGCAGCAGUCUGGGGACAGUAUGUGUCUGAUGGUGUGAAGAAGAAGCUGAGAGUUGUGCCUGAAGGAAUGAAGAGAAAGAUUGUGAAUGUUAUUGAGUUGGAGCCAGCUGUAAAAGGAGUCAAUGGAGUCCAGCAACAGAAAGUUGAUGCUAAAUUAUUAGAAAAUAUGGUUCCUGACACAGAACCUGACACCAAGAUCACUGUCCAAGGAGACCCCGUGGCUCAGAUUAUUGAGGAUUCGAUUGAUGGGACCAAACUGAACCAUCUUAUCAUAACCCCUUCUGGCUGUGGGGAGCAGAACAUGAUCACUAUGACACCCUCAGUUAUCGCCACCAUCUAUCUUGACGCCACAGGGCAGUGGGAGAAGAUUGGAGUGGAUCGCAGAUCUGUUGCAGUCAACCAGAUCAUGCAAGGUUACACCCAGCAGUUGGUAUACAAGAAAGCAGACCACUCUUAUGCUGCAUUUACGGGCCGCAAGGCUAGCACCUGGCUAACAGCAUAUAUUGUGAAGGUCUUUUCCAUGGCUUCCAGAAUUGUAAAUACUGUUAAUCGUGAUAUCAUUUGUGGAGGUGUGAAGUGGUUGGUUCUGGAAAGGCAAAAACCAGAUGGGAUUUUCCAUGAAGAGGCCCCUGUGAUCCAUGGAGAGAUGGUGGGAGGCUAUAAAGGUGCUGAGCCAGAGGUCUCAUUAACAGCAUUCGUCCUGGUUGCAUUGCUGGAAUCCAAAGAGAUCUGCAAAGAUCAAGUCAAUAGCCUACCCGGUGCCAUCAACAAAGCAACUGCCUUCUUAUCCAGGAAGUAUGACACACUGCAAAGACCAUACACCACGGCUCUCACGGCCUAUGCUUUGGUCCUAGCAGGGCAGCUGAAGGAUGACAGAGUACUUAUGGCAGCAUCAACAGGUCGGAACCGCUGGGAAGAAUACAACGCUCGCACCUACAACCUGGAAGGCACCUCCUAUGCCUUGCUGGCCUUGCUGAAAUUAAGGUUGUUUGAUACUGCUGGUCCCGUUGUCAGAUGGCUGGUACAGCAGAAGUAUUAUGGGGGGACAUACGGACAGACUCAGGCAACCAUCAUGGUGUUCCAAGCUCUUGCAGAAUAUGAAAUGAACGUCCCCACUCAUAAAGACCUGAACUUGGAUGUUUCUAUUAAAUUGCCAGAACGUGCAGAGCCAGUUCGUUUCAGGAUUGACUACGAGCGUGCCCUUCUGUCUCGAACAACAGAGACCAAGCUCAAUGAUGGUUUCACUGUGCAAGCCUCAGGCCAAGGAAAAGCCACAAUGACUGUUGUGACAGAGUACCAUGAAAAACUCCGGGAGGAUGCAUCUCGGUGCAAGAAAUUCAAUCUUGAUGUUACUGUUAAAAUUCUCAACCUGUCAGAAAAGGAGGCAAAGGGAUCCAAGGGAGCAGUCUCAAUCAGAAUCUGUACCAGGUAUCUUGAUGAUAAAGUUGAUGCCACCAUGACCAUCAUUGAUGUUUCCAUGCUCACUGGCUUUGCACCUGAUACUGGCGACCUUAAGAGGCUAUCUGAGGGAGUGGACAGAUACAUCUCCAAGUUUGAAAUUGAUAACGUCGUAUCAGAAAGAGGGAAUGUCAUCAUUUACCUGGACAAGGUCUCUCACAGGGAGGAUGAAUGCCUGGAGUUUAAAGCUUACCAGUAUUUCUCUGUUGGUCUCAUUCAGCCAGCAUCAGUCCGGGUGUACAGCUAUUACAAUCUAGAUGAGCAGUGCGUCAAAUUCUACCAUCCAGAGAAAGGAAGUGGCCUCCUCAGUAAGAUAUGCCAUGGUGAUGUCUGCCGGUGUGCAGAAGAAAACUGCUCCUUGCUCAACAAACUAGAGCCUGCUGUUGAUCUACAGAUACGAACUACAUUAGCCUGCAAGCCAAAUGUGGAUUUUGUGUACAAAGCCAAGCUGACUGAAAUAAAAGAAGUAAAUGGUGAUGACAACUAUGUCAUGGAAGUUCUGGAAGUUAUUAAAGCAGGGAGUGACCCGGAUCCACAAGCCUCGCCUCGCAUAUUCAUUAGUCAGCUGAAGUGCAGGACAGCUCUGAAUCUGGAGCAGAACAAGGACUAUCUGGUCUGGGGUCCCAGUGCUGACAUGUGGCCCACAAAAAGCGGCAUCCAGUACAUCAUUAGCAAGGAUACCUGGAUUGAGAAAUGGCCAAACGAUGAAGAAUGCCAAGAUGAAGAAUUCCAGAACUUAUGCAAUGAUUUCAUCCACUUCUCUACUACGUUAUCCAUUUUGGGUUGCCAGGCCUAACUGGAAAAGAAAUACUUGAGCAUGUGACUUACAUCCAAUGGAGUUUUGAGUCAUUUUCAAAAUUCUUUCUUUUUUGAAAUUCCUGCUUCAUAUUAUUAUUACUGUCCCAUUUCCCCUCCAAAUUGUUUCUAUAAAACAAACAAGUGAUAUCUUAA
Varanus komodoensis (Komodo dragon) is the source of this 5175-nucleotide messenger RNA. It is a transcript of the gene C3, whose product is annotated as complement C3. Gene Ontology annotation, cellular component: extracellular region. Lineage: Eukaryota; Metazoa; Chordata; Lepidosauria; Squamata; Varanidae. Gene Ontology annotation, molecular function: endopeptidase inhibitor activity; protein binding. Bases 50 to 5020 code for a protein of 1656 amino acids. The transcript has 40 exons. The record is from RefSeq and is a predicted model, not a curated record.